Molecule: messenger RNA, 1719 nt
Organism: Cucurbitaria berberidis CBS 394.84
Lineage: Eukaryota; Fungi; Ascomycota; Dothideomycetes; Pleosporales; Cucurbitariaceae
Product: carbohydrate-binding module family 1 protein
Exons: 2
Coding region: 436-1596 (386 amino acids)
Biological process (GO): carbohydrate metabolic process
Cellular component (GO): extracellular region
Molecular function (GO): cellulose binding
Source: RefSeq, a predicted model, not a curated record
AUUCAAUCUCCGCUGCCGUUUCUCGCAUGACGUCCGCCUCAACCUUGCCGAACCAGGGAAGGGCUCUGCCUCGAAACAUAAGCACAAGGCUUGGCCCUGGGCAAUACAUCUCGCUUCGCAGCCCGACAGAGGUAUAGCGCUAACGGCUGUUACAUGCUGUCGCCCUGAUCGCCGGAACGAAAUCUUGCGUAGAAGACAUGGGAAAGUGUUGUAGCAGAUUAGCUGGCUAUACAACGCUUUAUAAGAGCUGACCCCCAGCGCCAAACAUGUUUCUCUUUCUUCAUCAUCUCAACGGGCAAGUCCUUCCAUUCGUUCUUUCGAUCCUCACAUUCAUUCAUUCAUAUACAUUCAUUUCGUGAUCUGGAAUCACUUGCACCCUGCAGUCACUGUACAUACCAUACCACACUACACAUCAAGACUUCCAACAUCAUCAACAUGUUCUCCAAGGCUCUCCUCACCACGGUCCUUAUUUCCGCCGUCUCGGCCCAUCAGAACUGGCAUCAGCUGUGGAUCAACGAUGUCACACCCGGUUACCAGACGGGCAUCCGCAUGCCUCCUUCCAACAGCCCCGUCACCGACGUGACGAGCAACGACAUUGUUUGCAACGUCAAGAACCCCAAUGCCGGUGCUGUCGCGACUGUUGCCGCAAAGGAGGGCGACAAGAUCAAGGUUCAGUGGGACCAGUCUGGCCACCCCGGCCCAAUCACCCAUUUCCUCUUCGGCCCCGUCGACGAUGCCGCGACGGCUACCGGUGUCGGUGCCGGCUGGAUCAAGAUUGACGAGCUCGACAACGUGGGCGGAAAGUGGGCGAACGAGAUCAUGGGCGCCAACAACAUGACGCACGAGUUCAAGCUGCCCACUGGCCUCGCCAGCGGCGAGUACCUGCUCCGCUCUGAGAUGCUUGCUCUCCACGGCGCGCAGACUCUUGGAGGAGGACAGUUCUAUAUGGGCUGUGCUCAGCUGAAGAUCACUGGAACCGGCAGCAAGGGUGGCUGCACUCCUACCAUCUCGCUGCCCGGUGCCUACAAGGCCAGCGACCCCAACAUCUUCAUCCCCAACGUCUACAACGGCUUCGAUGCUUCCAAGUACACUGCUCCCGGUGGCCCCGUCGCUGUCUGCGGUGGUGCUGGAGGCGCUGCCCCAUCCGUGCCAUCUGCGUCCGCCGCCCCUGCGCCCGGCAACUCCACUGUCCCUAUUGAGACGCCUGCUUCUUCCAUCGUUGCGCCCAUCUCGACCGCUGCCCCUACUGAGGCCGCCCCCGCCGAGUCUGAGGCUCCCGUCGAGUCCAGCUCUGUCAUCGUAGCCAAGACCAGCUCCGUUGCCUCCGUUCUCCCUACUCUUGCCCCCUACCCCACCAACAACGCCACGGUCCCCGUCACCAAGCCCGUCCGCACCACCCUCGCAACCCACGUCCGUCCCCGCCCUACCUACGUUGGUGGCGCCGUGACGAGCGAGGGCGCUGCUACUCCCACCGGCGGCAGCGGUGCCGUCAAGCUGUACUACCAGUGCGGUGGUAACAACUGGAAGGGCGCUACCACCUGCGUGACUGGCGCCAAGUGCGUCAAGCAGAACGAGUUCUACUCCCAGUGCCUUUAGGAGUAGUUGGUUGGUAAAAUAGAGAUGGAUGAGAUGGAGGAUUCAUCCUGGAGAUUCUGACUGAUGUUCUUGUACAUACUACCUUGUUGCAUUCUUAUAUAUCUCUUGCCCGUUCGACAUUAU